Lathyrus oleraceus (garden pea) is the source of this 1037-nucleotide messenger RNA. RefSeq names its product thymidylate kinase. Gene Ontology annotation, molecular function: dTMP kinase activity; ATP binding; nucleoside diphosphate kinase activity. Gene Ontology annotation, biological process: dTTP biosynthetic process; dUDP biosynthetic process; dTDP biosynthetic process. The transcript is spliced from 7 exons. The coding region runs from base 155 to 943 and encodes 262 amino acids. The record is from RefSeq and is a predicted model, not a curated record. Lineage: Eukaryota; Viridiplantae; Streptophyta; Magnoliopsida; Fabales; Fabaceae. Gene Ontology annotation, cellular component: cytoplasm; cytosol; nucleus.
UUACUUUACAGGGUUCUGAUAUUUCCGCCACACUUACGCACAAAUCCCGCUCGUAGAUCUCCUUCACAAUUUCCGCCGCCGUGCGGCUUCACCAACGUCGGAGUGUUCCUCCCUUCGUUAUCGCUGCUCUUCCGUUUAAAGGUGUGGUUAGGAUAUGAUCUAUGGCACUUGCAUCACAACAUUGAAGUCACUGAGCUCCAAAGCACUAGUUUUGCAUUCUUCGUUGAAUUUUCAAGUGAAGUUAUCCUAUAGGUGUUCUCCUAGGCAGAUUAGAAUGGAAGCUAAUCUUAGUUGUAGCACAGAAGGCAACAACAAGGAGGCUAGAGGUGCGUUGGUUGUCCUGGAAGGCUUGGAUCGUUCUGGGAAGUCUUCUCAGUGUAGCAGACUAGUGUCCUACUUGGAGAGACAAGGGCUCUCUGCUGAGCUAUGGAGAUUUCCUGAUAGAACUACGGAUGUUGGCCAAAUGAUAUCUGCUUAUCUUACAAAUGCAUCGCAGUUGGAUGAUCAUACUAUUCAUCUUCUCUUCAGUGCUAAUCGUUGGGAAAAGAGGUCAUUGAUGGAAACAAAAUUGAAAAGUGGUAUAACCCUCAUUGUUGAUCGUUAUUCUUAUUCUGGAGUGGCUUUCUCAUCUGCUAAGGGACUAGAUAUUGAAUGGUGUAAGGCCCCGGAAAUUGGAUUGCUGGCUCCAGAUCUGGUAGCAUACCUUGACAUAUCACCAGAUAAAGCUGCAGAAAGAGGAGGGUAUGGUGAUGAGAGAUAUGAAAAGCUGGAGUUUCAGAAGAAAGUUGCUGAACAUUACAAAGUUCUUCAUGAUGCCUCCUGGAAGGUUGUAGACGCUUGCCAACCCAUAGAAGAUGUGGAGAAACAGUUGCAAGAGAUCGUACUUGCUUGUGUCACAAAAUGUCAAAAGGGAAAGUCCCUCUCCUCGUUGUGGUCGACAUAGACAUUCACUCUUGAAAGAGAUGUCAUGUAUGAACAAAUAUGCCUUAUGAAUUAUGUACACUAAACCCCAUCAUAAUUUAAAAUUUGUUUGCCAA